AUGGAAAGUGUUAAGAAGGAGAAGGGCUCAUCAUCUUAUCUUCCUCAAGAUCUGAUCGAAAAGAUUCUUUUGAACUUGCCGGCUAAAUCCAUACCAAAGCUCGUCGUCGUCUCGAAGCUCUGGUCUUCUAUCAUCCGAGGCAAAAGUUUCAUCGAUCUCUACAUGGAACAAUCUCAAUCUCGUCCAUGUUUUCUCCUCUCGUUCCACCGUGACAGCAUCCAGUUCUUCCAGAUCAAGCCGUCUCAGUCUCUGGAGGCAGCGUCGACGUCACCGUCUUCUUCUUACACUAGUACAACAUCAAGCUUUCCUCUGAAUCUUGAUACACUAAGUUACAACGUUUAUCCACCUGUAUGCGGCUUGAUCUGCUUUCAAAAUUUGGAUAAGGUGGUGGUUUCGAACCCUAGCACGGGCCAGUUCUUUGUUUUACCAAAACUCAACACUAGGAGAACAGGGAUAUCAAGGUUUUUGGGAUACGAUCCGGUUAAAGAUGAAUACAAAGUCUUGUGCAUGACGGUAUUGAUAACUUCUCGAAACGUUGUGAGCGAAGACCAUCAAGUUUUCACUUUAGGUGGAGGAGCUCAGAAGGAGAAGAAAGAAGCUACAUGGAGGAUGAUCAAAUGUAAGGUUCCGCAUUGUCCUGUAGCCAAAGUGAAAGAGCUAUGCAGCAACGGUCUUGUUUAUUACGGAGCUUGGUCCAACAAUAAGGGAAAAAGCAAGGUGGCUUUAGCCAAUCACUCAGAUUUUGGUAAAUUUGAUAUGUGGGUUUUGGGAGAUGUCGUCAAACAAGAAUGGUCAAAGAUCUCUGUCGUGGUUCCUUCUUGGAAUGAUUUAGUUGGACUUGGACGACGAGACCACUUCUCUUUGAGAGGUGUCGUUAGUUCCGGCAAAUUCAUAUUCGCACCAGUCUAUUGGCGUGGCCCGUUUUGUGUUAUCAGUUACGAUCCCAAGGAAGAUAUUGCCAGAAGAGUUGUGAUUGAAGGCCUUGGAGAUAACUUGCGUUCUGUGAGACUCUACUUGGAUCAUGUGGAGCGUCCUAUAAUUCUCUAA
Messenger RNA from Camelina sativa (false flax), 1047 nucleotides. NCBI's taxonomy places the organism in Eukaryota, Viridiplantae, Streptophyta, Magnoliopsida, Brassicales, Brassicaceae. The record is from RefSeq and is a predicted model, not a curated record.